Molecule: messenger RNA, 2432 nt
Organism: Penicillium verrucosum
Lineage: Eukaryota; Fungi; Ascomycota; Eurotiomycetes; Eurotiales; Aspergillaceae
Product: GTPase-activating protein GYP7
Exons: 6
Coding region: 11-2395 (794 amino acids)
Biological process (GO): activation of GTPase activity
Molecular function (GO): GTPase activator activity
Source: RefSeq, a predicted model, not a curated record
AAUUUCUAUCAUGGCCCCAGUAAAAUAUACUCCUCCUCCUACACCAUCACCUCCAGCAUCUUGUUACGCCAUGAGUGACGACGAAGAAGAUGAAUAUAACACCAUAUCCCAGGCUGCCUCGAGCAGAGGGGUUAAGCUGCUCUUUUCCAAAAGCAAAGUCUAUGUUCAUCCAACUUCCUCCUCCAAAGAUAAUAUCCCUGGCUUUAUCGCCCUCGUCCAGCAAAAACCGGUCCCCGCAUCACAUGCAUCCGCGUCGCAAUCCAAAACCCCCGAUACACCCUCCUAUCUCCUUGCAUGGGUCCCAGAGGCCUCCCUUGGAGAAGCCUAUGAUACAUAUGUGAAAGUAGACCUCUCGGAAGGUGACUCCCCACCGCGUCAGAAGUACCUCGUUCCGCCGCUUCCGACCACCACAACCUACAAAGACCCCGUGGGGUUGUAUGCUUUUGCAAUUCCGCUAUCACAGAUAUACUCCCUACUACGGGCGAUGGCUUCCCCCGCGCUAUUCUUCCAUGACGACGAAUGCGAGUCAACCAUCCUACAAAAGAGGAAGAGGGUCAAGGAAAACUUCGAUCCAUUUGGCACUGAAGGCGGUCUAUUUUGGGGCGGCGAUGAAGUCCUGCGCUGGUUGCGGAGGUAUGCGGAGGUGCAACGCUCUGCGGUGGAUAGCAAUGUGUACCUCAUCAACCCGUCGGAUGAGGACCAGCUGUCCUUCGGCCGACCGUUGAGCUAUAGCGAUAAAUCUAUAUUAGCAAAGGCACAACCCGAAGCCGCCGCUGGAUCCCGAGCCGAACCGCCUGAUGCCACCAUGGAUCCAUUCAUGAAGACGCUCAAGGAGACACGGUGGAAAGUGCUGGAGCAGCUCAGCAAAAUCACCACCUUUACCCGUCGAACUGCCAAUGAGUUCGCAGAAAAUCCUCGCAUACCGCCUCAGAUGCGCCGUUUAAUGAAAAACCCAGAAAUCCAGACGUUGCAAGAUGAGUUCGACAGCGCCAGAGUCUAUCUGGCUCGUUGGGCGAUGAGUGUUGCCGAGCAGAGCGAUAAAGAGCGAAAUCAGCGUAUAUGGACUGCGCAGGACAUGCUGGAAAUGGAGAAUAGCUCGGUUGGCGACUUUGAGAUCUUAGAGCUGGAGACUGGGAACCUGGCUAUCCAGGAGCGACGCCGUGUUCUCCAACUGAAAGAAUGGGAGGGCUUCUUCGACCCGACCUCGGGUAGACUCCAACUAACGACGGAGGAAGUCAAAGAGCGGAUCUUCCACGGCGGCUUGGAUCCCAAUGAUGGCGUUAGAAAGGAGGCUUGGCUCUUCCUUCUCGGUGUGUACUCGUGGGAUAGCAGCCGCGAGGAGCGCCAAGCGAUGAUGAACUCCAAGCGCGAUGAGUAUAUCCGGCUGAAAGCAGGCUGGUGGGAGCGAAUGGUUGAGGGCAACUCAACGAUCGAGCAGUUUGAUCAUUGGAAAGAACAGAAGAAUCGGAUAGAGAAGGAUGUUCACCGCACCGACCGUACGAUUCCUUUGUUUGCGGGCGAAGACAUCCCCCAUCCGGAUCCUGAUUCUCCGUUUGCCGAGACGGGUACCAAUGUGCACCUGGAGCAGAUGAAGGAUAUGCUCUUGACAUACAAUGAAUUCAAUCCAGACCUCGGGUACGUCCAAGGAAUGAGUGAUCUCCUGGCGCCGAUCUAUGCUGUGAUGCAAGAUGACGCCGUAGCGUUCUGGGCUUUUGUCGGGUUCAUGGAUCGAAUGGAACAUAAUUUCCUGCGGGACCAGUCUGGAAUGCGUGGCCAGCUAUUAGCGCUGGAUAACCUCGUUCAGCUCAUGGACCCCCAGCUUUACUUGCAUCUGCAGUCCGCCGACAGUACCAACUUCUUCUUCUUCUUCCGCAUGCUGCUGGUGUGGUACAAACGAGAGUUUGACUGGACCGAUGUCCUGCGUCUAUGGGAGACAUUGUGGACCGAUUAUUUCUCCAGCAGUUUCCAUCUGUUUAUUGCACUGGCGAUACUCGAGAAGCACCGUGAUGUAAUCAUGGAUCACCUCAAGCACUUUGAUGAAGUGUUAAAAUACAUCAACGAACUCUCCAACACAAUGGAUCUCGUACCCAUUCUCACCCGUGCAGAGUCGCUCUUCCGCCGUUUUGAGCGUUCCGUACAAGCCAUUGACAAGAAAGACAACUUCCCCGCUGCACCAACCGCCUACCAGCGUCGCCCAGGCGCAACCGGCCAAGAUUCACCUUCAGGCAGCAAGGGAAAAUCACCCCAGCCUGUCGUUGGAUCAAGCAGCGGAGUCAACGCUGGCCCUUCUAAUCUUCAAAAGGCGAUCGACGCCGACAAGCCGAAGGUGAUUUCUCCAGAGCUACGAGAAUUACUUCGGAAAGACAUCCCCUGGAAACGCCAGCAGACUUCAUGAUUGGCAUCAGGUGCUAUGAGAUGUUGGGAUUGGAUGU